This is a messenger RNA of Caenorhabditis sp. 36 PRJEB53466, 1842 nucleotides long. The record is from the annotation of a GenBank genome assembly. Lineage: Eukaryota; Metazoa; Nematoda; Chromadorea; Rhabditida; Rhabditidae.
AUGUGGUGGUACUUUCUGUUCAAGGUAACCUUUUCUAUUCGUAUGUUUCGUUAUAGUUGUGUGUGUGUGUUUACAGUACCUCCUAGUCUCGACUACAUCAAGUACAGUAAUCACAGCGUUCGAGAUUGAGAAUGGCGUCGUCGGGAAGCCGGAAGUUUUCUGUGGCAUUGACACUAUUCGGGUGAAGGUUAACACCGAACACCCGUUUAAAGGUACCUACCGUUGUGUAGUCGCAUCUAGUCGACAGCAUCAUCGAAACGUUUAGGCCGAAUCUACGUGGACGGCGAAUCGGACAAGCAACACUGUGUGCAUCACUCGGUGGAGCACUCCUCGUCGUCCGGCUCCACCCAAGACUUUCAAAUUCCAAUCGGCGCGUGCAACAUGCGUCGCCAACGGACGUUGCAUCCACGUGGCAUCGCCUUCUCCUUCACCAUGAUCACCUCGUUCCAUCCGUUUUUCGUGACCGGAAUGGACCGCGCGUUCAGCAUCCGAUGCUUCUUCCUGGAAAGUAUCAAAGGUCUGAACGCCGAGAUCGAUGUCGGGUGAGUGUGGAAUAACUUCGUUGGUUUGUUUGUUUUCAACUCUUUUUACUCGCAGAACCCUGGCACCUCAACAUGUGGAUCAAGAAUACUCGUUGCCGGUGUGCGCCUACCACCUGAAGGAGGGAAUCGAGGGACACGUGUUGCGAUUCGCGCAGGUGGGACAGAAAGUCACGCAUUUGUGGAGGUGCGAUCAAGGUUAGACGCUCAUCAUGAAGGGGAUUCACGAAACUAGAUGACAAAGAAUCAUUCAGAUGCCAGCCACAUUUACGGAAUUCUGAUUCACAGCUGCUACGCCGACGACGGGCACGGCAACAAGUUCGAGUUGGUCGACGACAGAGGCUGCUCCACCGAUCCUUUCCUCCUUCCGCAAAUUGAAUACGAGAACGGCGCGAUCUCGGCGUACACGAACGCGCACGUCUUCAAGUACGCCGAUAAGGUGCAGCUCUACUUUACGUGCACCGUCCAACUUUGUUACAAACACGACGGCGGAUGCGAAGGAAUCACUCCGCCACAGUGUUCCGGACAUGGGAUCGGAGGCAUCGGACGGGGACCGGGGGGACCUUUGGAUCACACUAAAUUCAGACAUUCCGGACCUCCGGAUCGUACGCCGCCGAGCAUCGACGGGAAUCAUGUGGAUUCUGAGGGGGACGGUGAAGGUGAGGGACCUCGAAUCCCCGGAUACAUCAAGCCCGACGCAUUCCAACCGAUCAUCCUCGGACCCCCGCAUCCGACCGUAUUUCACAACAAGGAAGGGCCACCUCCUCAUCAUGUGAACCCAUUCCCAGGCCCCGAGCCGUCCAGUCCUUAUCGUCGCGAUUCGCCGCUCAACGACACGUCCGAGGACGACAUUGUAAUGCAAGUGGUCACUCUCCGGACUACCGUCCCAACCGUAUCGCCCAUGAAUCAGACGCCCGAACUGGUGACGUUCAAGCCAUUGGGCGAAGAUUCGCGAAGCACGGCGGCCAUGUCAUCGUCGACAAAAGUGAGAAGAACAGCGGGAGAAAUGGAGACGGACGUGUCGGUCGAUGUGAUUGUGUUGCCGGUCGAGGACAAGGAGCGCAAAGGUUCGUUUGCUAGUCGUACGUUGUAAACCUAUAAUAUUCCAGACACAAACACGCCGCCGCAAUCGCUUUCGUUCCAAUCGCCAUCCGAAGUGUGCUUGUCGAAGACGUCAACGGCGAUCUUCUGCACCGCUAUCCUCCUCGCCGUCUUCUGCUGCGUCGCCGUCACGUUCCUGGUCACUCGGCAGCGGAAUCGACAACUUUUGCACCAUUCGAAACGUCGCAUCGACAACUUUUAG